AGUUGAAUUCAACCAGUCCACUGCGGUUGGUCACACUCUCAACAGCAGGGAUGUAGCUCUACAUCCCUAUAGACCACAAAGUUCUUUUUGUUUAUCUUAAUUCCUGUGAAUCGCUUACUUCUCUGUGUGUAUGUAUCUGUAUGUGUGCGUGUCAAGUAGCUGCCCGUGCCUCUUGGUUAGUGUGUGCAUAUACGUAAUGAAACGAAGGUUGCGAAGCCAUUGCACCAGUGGUCGAUUGUUGUGUAGACGGUGCUCGUUAACGCGACCGCUGCUGCUGGUGUUGUUCACGGUGCUGACAACGCUGUGGUGCGCUGCGGUGGCAAGCCGCGCCGCGCUGACGCGCUUCGAUGCCGUGUCGUGGUCACCGACACAAAUUGUGGCCUCUUUAACGUCCUCCACGCCGUCUGAAACCACCCGCGAGCCGCUGCCGGUCUACGGCGGUGUCGUCAACACCUCAUUGCAGGGGAUCUACUGCGUAGACGUGGAGAACCAAGUCGUUUACACCGGCGCUGAUGUGCUGCACGUGUUUGAAAUCAAAAGCCUGUCAGGUUCGAUGGUGAUCACCGAGUCUGCUGGCGCCACGGUGACGGAGAGUUACGACGGUGGCGACACCACGACGUACACGCCAGCCUAUUACUUUGAGCAGGUGAAUGAGAUUUACCUCACUGGUUGGGCCACGGCGUGCAUUUUUGCGAACCGGUACGAGCUGUUUAUUUCAACCACCACCGUCGCACCGGACGAAACGAGCAGACGUGGAGCGGCGCCGCCCGGCUCGACGACAGCGCGAAAGACGAGUACGAUGAAUCACGGUCACUACUACACAGUCAUCCAUCGCUACCUGCGCAAGGCGUUGCGUACAUUUGCGAGCGAUGCGCCGCCUUUGGAGCCAGCUUCCGCCUCGACGGCAAAAAAUCUUCUUUCUGGGGCGUCGCUCGUGUUACGGACUGGUGCCGUGGACGGCUUCUCGACCCGUGUUGUCACGCCGUUUUGGGACGGCACCAUCUGCUUCGAAGAGGUCCAGACUCCUUUCUCCGCUGCCCAGUACUGGACACUAGGCCCGUCCUCGUUCCCACAGAGUUUGGUGCAGCCGGCGGAAGGGCAGCAGAGUGGGAACUCGACGCUGUACGCGCUCGCCUUCACAAAACCAUCCCUGGCCGCGUCUUCCUCCACGUCGCCGUGGCCCGCUGUGUAUGCGUGGGAUAUUGUGGGCAUCACUCUCCCUGAGGUGCAUCGCGACGUGGCGGACGUGCCCAUCGCGCCAGCGUCUGUCAGCGAGCGCUUUGCGAGGUGCUACGCUUCUCUUAUCGCAGCGCAGUGCGUGGACUGCCUUCCCGUUGCCUUCGCAGCGUCGAAACGAGGUAUUUUUUUAGCGCUGACCUCGCGCGAACGCAAUGCGACGUACGUGACGCUGCUCGCGUCCGGCACCGACUGCACAACGGAGCAGCAGCAGCAGCAACAGGCAACGACACCGACCUCCGCAGGCGAAUCAAGGGGAGAUAAUCAACAGGAGGUGGUGCUACUGCAGAUCCUUACCGGCGUGUGUAAUGUGGCGGCGAUGGUGGUGGAUGACUACGCCCUGUCGCAUCUGUAUGUCGCUGUGGAGUGCGGUCAACACCGAAAUUCUGAGAAGGGGCAGGCGCAGAGGUAUCUUGUGCGGGUGAAUAUGUCGACCGUGGACGGUGACUCCAGUGCGACCACACAAGUGGUGCCGGUGCAGCAGCCGAGUCCGCUUCCAACAACCUUCACCGAUGACGGCACGGAGGAGAUUAUGUCGCUCAGCCUGUCCAACGAAACGCGCUUCUUGUACUUGGUUGUGCGACGGGCCGAUGCAACGGUGCGGGUGUACACGUACGCCGCGUUUGGCCUCUCCACGUUGCUCCCACGCGCCGUGGACGUCGCGGGCGGGUUGUCGGUCCGUGCGCUCGGGUUCGGCCUCACUCCCGGGAUGCAAUGUGUUUUUAACGGCAGCGCCGAUGCCGUCAUCGUGGCCAACUUCAGCAACUCCACCGCACUCGUCUGCGCGGCACCGUCGCUAUCCGCAGCGCUGUGCACGCUGCACCCCGUCUCGUUGCGACUGCCGUACACGCAGCCCUGGGCAGUCCCCUCUGCCCUGCCGCUGCACGCCGUCGUAUCGCCCGCUGCGGCGCCGCUCGCGUACGUGGCGACGCCGGUGGUGGAAAAGGCCAUAAAUGAGAAGACAGGGCGGAACUCUGCCACGGCGAACACUAACGUCGCCGUCAUCGUGACGGGCCACAACUUCGUCAACGGGUCGGUGUACGGACUCGACAGCACGUGUUAUUUUUGGUCGCUUAUCAACCAAGGAAGGCCAAACAUCACGGCACCGGCGACGUACAUCAACGCCACGGCCUUGCGCUGCGAAUUUCACGAUAUGAAGAUGAUUGGCUGUCGCACCUUCGUGUCAGUGUCCAUCGACGGCACUGUUGUGUCCCCGACGUCGGCGGCGUUCAGCGUACAGGGGGUCGCCACGCAAGUGCGUGUGCAGGUAGGAGUGCAGAACAAUUCCGGUCAAACCAGCGAUAUCUCACACGCGUCGGCGCAGGAACCGGCGACCCACACCACCAUAUGUCUUCAAUCCUCUGCACAAGUCGCGCUACCGGACAUCGAAGCUGUGCUUGCCGACGCAGUCCGCAACGCUGUUGACUUGCCAGAUUUGUUGUCGCCGCUAUACGCCGUGCUUUCCUUCAACGACACCUGGCUGAUGAAUGGGGGCGGUGUCGUGCCGCUUAACAACACGGUGAAAGCCGAUUCAACAGCGGCCUCCGUCGCGUCGGUGGAAGGAGACAUUGUGCAACCCUUCGCCGCCGACGGCAGGGCCUCGUUUGUCGGGAUCACACUGAAGUGCCCUCCUAUCGGAAAAUUCACCUAUUACGUCUACGUCAGCAACGGAACGGACAAGCUUCUGGACUAUCACCGGGGCUCUGUGCGGAUUGAGGUGCGGGAGGGCGCGCCGUACGCGCCGGUGUUUGUGGGUCAGCCCUCGACCUGGUACUACCCCGACGCGUCGUUGCUGCUGCAGCAGCCCGUCGUGGGCGUGCGGGACGCAUGUGGAAACGUGUAUUCCUUCCUGAAUGACUCGGUGCUCGUCGGGUCGUUGACCGUGCAGCUGUACAAAGAGGUCGUGCUGCAAAGGUCGAAGGGCAAUGCGGAGGUGGUGCGCAGAGAGCCGUAUGGCGCCGCGUGGGAGGUGUCAACGCCGCUGAACAACCUCUUCUACCUCAGCAACAUCUCCUUCCCCGCCAUCGACUUCUCUACGCAGUUUUACCUCAACGUGACAUGCGACCUGCCGCAGCCGACGAUUCGAUCGCCCCCCAUCAUCGUGAUGCCGUGUGAGGCGGAUCGUGUGAGUAGGAUUGUAACAACGGCCGAAUUCGGGAGCGAAGGCCAGCUGCUGCUGCCGCUGCACUCUCGCAUCGUGUGCGAUGCGUGUCCCGCGCACGGCAUAUGCGACGGCACGUCUAACGUGAGGGCCAAGGACGGCUACUGGCGCCACAACGCCUCCACGACGCAGUUCACGAGCUGCCGAUUCGCGUUCGGCAUGGCAGAGGCAUGCGUGAACGACGGGCAGUGCGCCGCCGGUUACCACGGUGUGCUGUGUGGCGAGUGUGAUCUGGGGUACCACACGCUGGGCAGGGCGUGUCGCAAAUGCCUCCCCCGCGGCCUCCAGGGCUUUCUCGUCUUCCUCGUUGUAUUCGGCAUGGUGUUGAUCAUGACGACCUUUGUGGUGCUCAUGGCGUUGGUUCCGCCCUCCACGCUGUCGGGGCUGUCCAUUCGUAGCCUGUUGCUGGCGGUGCAGGUAACGUCCCUCUUUAUACUCAUCGCCGUGCCGUGGCCCCAUCAGCUCGAAACUCUUUUUAACGGGCUGUACGCGCUCGCGGAGGUGUUAGAGACGAUGGUGCGGUGCUUCACCUCGCCGCAGAGCUAUUUCAUCUUCAUCGCGUGCUCCCCACUGGUGCUGGUCUCGCUGGUCAUGGUCCUCGCCGGUGUGUGUCUGCGUGUGAUGCGACUGCACCGCGUGGACGCGUACCGGCUCAGUGCGGUGGUGCUGACAGCGCUGCUGCAUCGCAAGCAGGAGCGGUUCCACCAGCUACGCCACACCAUCGCUCAGGAGAUAGCGGAGCAAGGCCGCGCGGCGAUGCGUCGUCGCCGCAGCACGAUGAACAACAACGCAUUUGCGGAGCGGGCGGCGGCGACGGCGGGCGAGUCGUACUCCGCCACCGCCUCUGCGACGCGGCCGUCCCUGUCGACGGAGUGGGAACUGCUGGAACGCAAUGCCGCUGCGUCGAUCAGCAGGAGGGUCACACACGCGGCGAGCACCGCUCUAAUGGACAGCUUUACCGCGACAGUACCGACCAUAGCAUUAGCGGCGACAGCGCCGAGGGUGGAGCGGUGCAUGGAAAGCG
Molecule: messenger RNA, 4421 nt
Organism: Leptomonas pyrrhocoris
Lineage: Eukaryota; Euglenozoa; Kinetoplastea; Trypanosomatida; Trypanosomatidae
Product: putative transmembrane protein
Exons: 1
Source: RefSeq, a predicted model, not a curated record